Messenger RNA from Wyeomyia smithii (pitcher-plant mosquito), 848 nucleotides. RefSeq names its product U-scoloptoxin(11)-Sm6a-like. Bases 101 to 820 code for a protein of 239 amino acids. Lineage: Eukaryota; Metazoa; Arthropoda; Insecta; Diptera; Culicidae. The transcript has 3 exons. The record is from RefSeq and is a predicted model, not a curated record.
UUCGAAUGGUGGAUUUCCGUCAUAUAGAGCGUUGCUUUUGAGUUUGGGAUUCGAAGUUUAGUUUAAUAUUGGCGCUAAGCAAGUUUGAGUGUGAUUUCCGAUGUUUGGUGCGAUUGGUGUUAAUUUAAAGUUAACUUCUAUGGAGAUCGUCUCGGUGUCCUUAUUAUUUAUUAUUUCUUUAGCGCCAUUAGUGAUUGCGUAUCGAUAUUAUGAAGAUUACGAUACACUCAUGGGAACGUGCAAAGAGCAUGAAGCUUGUAAUAUUGUCCAUCAUCGUUUUUGGAUGCCGAGUUCAGUGGAAAAAAUCUGUCGCUGUCCACUGAAUACGCCCAGCUGUCCGGUGACCCAUACGAAACAUGGUCACAUUAUGAACGUCAAUAGUCGUACUCAGAUGAAGUUUUGUACAUCUUUGAUGGGUUUGGACAAAUGCAAACCGAAUGACAUUGCGCUGCAGAAAAAGACACUCUACCAAAAAUACGGUGUGAAAAAUGUUUCGAUUGUGGUCCAUUGUAAGUGCGACAAUCAGCAGCAGUAUUGGGUUUUUAUUAAUCAGACCGGGGAAAAUUUCAACGAUGCUAGACACCAAUUGACUGUAGUGGAUAACUAUCGCUGUAUCGACCUAGACCGUUGCAAACCGUACGACUUUUGCGGAUAUGCGAGACAAGAUUAUGGCUUUAUCUACCAUCGUUGCUCAUGUCCGGUUUCACAUCAGUGCAAGUUUGAUUUGGACGAACACGAGGAGAAGGUAAGCGAGUUAUUUUAUAACGGCGAGGCCUAUUUAGCACGUUGCGUCCCAAUAUACGAUUACGAUUGGUGGUGAAUUUCGAGUAAAAUAUGAUUGUAUUUGC